Phytophthora sojae is the source of this 582-nucleotide messenger RNA. RefSeq lists its product as hypothetical. The record is from RefSeq and is a predicted model, not a curated record. NCBI's taxonomy places the organism in Eukaryota, Oomycota, Peronosporomycetes, Peronosporales, Peronosporaceae. Gene Ontology annotation, molecular function: hydroxymethylbilane synthase activity. The coding region runs from base 1 to 582 and encodes 193 amino acids. Gene Ontology annotation, biological process: heme biosynthetic process. Gene Ontology annotation, cellular component: cytoplasm. The transcript has 3 exons.
AUGCCUAAAUUGGGGCAUGCGGCCGACACGGAGACGCUCAAGCGCACCAUCUACGUGCCGUCGCGCAAGAACCAGCUGGCCACGGCCCAGAUCAACACGGUCAUCGCCAUGCUGGAGGACAAAUCCCCGGCGCUGCGCUUCGUCGUGGGGCAGCAGGACACGGUGGGCGACCAGGACAUGCCCACGACGCUGCCCGAGGGCCUCCUGGCCACCAUCACCAAGCGCGAGACCCCUGAAGACGCGGCCGUGAUCCACCCCAAGCACAAGACCAAGGGCCUCACCACGCUCAAGCAGCUGCCGGAGGGUAGCGUCAUUGGCACCGGCUCGCUGCGGCGCGAGGCGCUGCUGCGCAAGCAGUUCCCGACCUUCGAGAUCAAGACGCUGCGCGGCAACAUCCAGACGCGGCAGGCCAAGCUGGACGAGCAUGACGACUACGACGCCAUCAUCGUGGCGGCCUGCUGCUUCCGACUUAGCGAGCUGGGCGACAGGAUCGACGAGAUUCUGCCCAUGGACACGUUCGGCUACGGCGUCGGACAGGGAAGCAUCGGCGUCGAGAGCCGCGCGGACGACGGGGAGCGAUGA